GGAACUCCUCGGCAGCAGCAGUUGUCUGUGGAGAUGGAAAUAUUGCUUCGACUGAGAACUUCAAUGGUGAUUUUCCGAUGGGAUGGAUCGGACUAGAGCGAUUCGACAUGCUUAACGCACAUUGCAGCUGGCGGCUUCGAACUCCCCAACCCAAAUAUGUACUUUGGGCUCGACAUGAUUCUCCAGCAGCACCCGAACUCGAACUCCAUGAACUUGCACGAGACAGGUUAGCUCGGGGAUGGCCCCCAUCCACCUGUCGAACGAGCAGAGCGAGUAGUUCCUCUGAUAGCAUACUCUGCAUCGUCCCUCCCUCCCCUCUCCCCCCAUCUCCUCUGCUCAAAAGGAAGGAAGCCUCGUCCGCUUCGAUCCAUUUCCUCUCUCUCUCUCUCUCUCUCUCUCUACAGAACCAAAGCGAACUAUCGAAAAGCGCAAAUACCAAAAAACAAAAAACCUCGAUUGGGAAAAAAAAAACGCACAGUCCCUCUCCCUCUCUCAGGCAAUGUUAAUGCUCCCGCUGCAGCUGAGCCAACACCGCCGCGGUUUCAGUCUCGGCUGAGCAGCGGUAGCAGCGGACGGAGAUAAAAAGGAUGGAGCUUGGUGGUGAUUCCGACCGACCCAGAGAUCCAAAUCGCUCCCCCCCCCUCGGGAUCGACCUCAACGAGAUCCCCUCCUCCUCCGACUCAUUCGACGUCGUCCGGACCUACCAGGACGUCCCCGACCUCCCGCAGGAACCCCCUGAAGCCCCAGUGCCGGCCCGUGGGCCCAUCACUUGCGGCGCGUGCGGCCGGAGGGAGGACGACGGCGGGCGCGUGGUGGUCUGCGACGGCUGCGACCUUGUGUUCCACAUGGGAUGCGCUGGGUUACGCGGGGUUGGUGAUAUAGACGGAGACGAAUGGGUGUGCGGGAAAUGUGCGAAGGACGGAGUGAAGAGCCAGGGCUGGCCCCUAGGGUUUAAGUCCAAGAGGAAGCGGGUCUUUGACAUGAACGCUUCGCCUCCCAGUGACGGUGAUGGGGCCGGCGAGGGCUCGACAGCUUCGAGAAAGCGCACUUUGGGUGAUAUUCCUUUUGGUGGCCACCAGUUGGGUUCUUCAGUGAGACAUCCUAACUUGUAUGCAAAAAGGGGUCUUGGCUUUGAAAAUGCUCCUGGGAUUCUGAGUUACAACUUGGAAGCUGGUUUUGGAGAUACCCGGCAUCACGCCCUAAUGAAGUGCAAAGGAUUUGAAGUUGGCUUUGGGUGUCCAGUGGAAAGUAUGAAGAGCCAUGAUAGUUCAGUGCUUAGAUUUCCCCAUCACAAUCCCAGUGAGACCUUCUUGCUUGAUCUCAGGGAACAUAUUUCUCAAAGGCAUGGUAUACUUGAGGAAGGCUGGCAGGUGGAUUUGAAACAGUUGAAUGGUGGAAUACAUGCAACUUAUUGUGCACCUGGCGGAGAGAAAUUCGACUCUAUGUCUGAAGUUGCUUCUCAUCUUGGGUUGGCACCGGACUAUAAGGUGAGUGAACCGAAAGCCGGUAGUCAGGGGUCUUCCUUACUGGAAAAGUUUCAUAUGCCUGGGAAAAGGAAGCCAGCUAGAUCUACAGUGACCAAUGGAUUCAAUGAAACUAAGGAAUUUCUCUUGCAAGCUUACUAUAAGGAGUUUCUGUCCAAUUCUCAAAGGAUAGAAGCUAAUGCUGGUAACAAUGCAAAUGCGAUAAAACCGUCAGAAGCUGGAGCUGAGGACAGUACUGAUUUCGGCUCUCAGCAAUCUAUUGAUGGGCUACCUGUGCAGUUUGAAGAUUUCUUCCUUCUCUCUUUAGGAGCAAUUGAUUCGAGGCCUUCCUAUCAUGAACUGGAUCAAAUUUGGCCAGUUGGAUACAGAUCCUGUUGGCAUGAUAAGAUCACUGGGUCACUUUUCUUUUGUGACGUAUCAGAUGGCGGUGAGUCUGGACCUGUUUUCAAGAUCCGAAGGUGCUCAUGCUCCGCAGAAUCCGUGCCAAACGGAUCUGUCAUCUCCAUCCAGCCGGCCCUACGACAAUCUGCUUAUCAAGAAGGUGAAGGGAGUGGCUCUUGUAAUUCUAUUUCGGAGUUGGAUGGUGAUGAUAAUAUUCAGAGUAUUCUUUCCGAUCCUCUUCCACCGACAACAAAUGAGAUAUCAACUUUCUUUGAUAAAAUUCCAACCAAAGCUUGUGGAGUCCCAGGUUAUGCCAUGCAAGUUGAAGCUAGUUCUGGUUUAGAGAGAUCAGGAGCCUUUUCAUGUGAUCAAUUAGAGUUCAAAGAUGCAAUUGGUGAGAUUGUUGUGGAAGAACGUUCCUCAUUAUUAGCUUGGAAAAAAAUGUCUGAAAAACUUGCUGAUGCCUUUUCUGAUCUACGGGGUAGUAAGUGCUCUGUUCAGUUGUUUUGCAAGCAUGUUGGACAUGAAACAUUCUCACUCAACCUGGAUAUGAUGGAUAAAAAAUGUGAGCAGAGUUUUGGUACUUUGAAGAAAUUCCAGAGUUUGCUAAUUUCAGGACAGAGUGUGUUCAGUGAAAAUGGCCACGACAUUUCCUCUGAAGUCAUGGCAAAGUGGUGGGGCCAGGAUAGGUUUGGACUAGAUGUGGAGUUUAUUCAAGAAAUGAUUGAACAGCUUCCUGAUUUAGAAGUUUGUUCUCAGUAUGAACCUCUGAAUAAGAGGAAUAAUUUUUUGAAGAUGUUGACAUUCAGCAAUGGGAGUUUAGUUGUGAGAAGAAAAGAUGGAGUAGUAGUCAAGGAAGAAGCAGCUCUAGAUAGCUUAUUUAGAAGAUUAAAAAGAGCCAAAAUUUCAGGUCGUCAGCGUUACCCUCCUGCUGGGACGUUGUUGUGCCAGCGGCUUUUACCGGAACUUGUUGGAGAUUGUUAUCAGAUAUGGGAAAUACUGUGGCGAUUCCAUGAAAUUUUGGGUCUGAAAGAGACAUUUGCAUUGGAGGAAUUGGAGGAAGAACUUGCCAUCCCUCUAUCAGGUGCUGCCAGUCUUGCGCAGAACUGGGAACAUAACCAAUUGUCGAAUGUGCAUCGAACUGAUAAAUUGGGUGGACGAAAUCCAUCCUUAAGUGGGGCAUCUGUUCUGACACCUCCUGGGGAAAAUCAAUGGGCACCUGUACCAAUGGAAGUUGCAAACCAAAAGGAAUUGGCUGAAGCCAAAAGCACAUCCGUCAGGAGAGGCACAUGUUUCGGAGUAGCUCUGACAAAGGUGCACAGCUCGCUGCUUACUUUGUUAAUAGGGGAGCUUCAAUCAAAGGUUGCACCACUCGUGGAUCCAAGUUUUGAUGGUGGUGAGUUGAAACCAAAACGGGGAAAAAAGAGAGAUAUCGAUAGCUAUGUUCCAGUAAAAAGAAGUAAGCUCAAUAUGCUGCCUGUAAAUGAACUGAGUUGGCCGGAGUUAGCUCGAAGAUACAUCUUAGCUAUCUUAUCAAUGGAUGGUAAUUCUGACUCCGUUGAAGUUAUUGCUCGUGAAAGUGGCAAAGUGUUCCGAUGCCUGCAAGGAGAUGGCGGGUUGCUUUGUGGCUCCCUUUCUGGUGUUGCUGGGAUGGAAGCAGAUGCACUUUUGCUUGCAGAAGCUUCGAAGCAAAUCUUUGGUUUUCUGAGCAGAGGAAAUGAUGUUCUUACUAUCGAAGGAGAAGAGUAUGCUCAAUCCAGUGCUUCUGAGAUUCGCACUGCAAGUGAGCCUUGUCUUCCUGAUUGGGCUAAGGCUCUGGAACCUGUUAAGAAAUUGCCAACUAAUGUGGGCACUAGGAUUAGAAAGUGUGUGUAUGAUGCGUUGAGUAAACAUCCACCAGAAUGGGCACGGAAGAGAUUGGAACACUCAAUUAGCAAGGAAGUUUAUAAGGGCAAUGCAUCUGGACCUACAAAGAAAGCCGUCAUUUCUGUGCUAGCAGAUGCAUCUACCGAUAAAUUUCCACAGAAACCUGACGAUGGAAAGAAGAAAAAUUCUGUAGUAACUGUUUCUGACAUUCUUAUGAAACAAUGCCGCAUUGUGCUACGUCACGCUGCUGCGGCUGAUGAUUCCAAAGUUUUCUGCAAUUUGUUGGGAAGAAAACUUGUGAAUAGUUGCGACAAUGAUGAUGAGGGACUUCUUGGAUCUCCAGCAAUGGUGUCUAGACAGCUUGAUUUCAGGACUAUUGAUCUACGAUUGGCAGCUGGAGCCUAUGGAGGGUUCCAUGAAGCAUUUUUGGAUGAUGUUCAUGAGUUAUGGGAUAAUCUUCGCUCUGCUUUUGGGGAUCAGCCUGAUUUGGUUGAAUUAGCUGACAAAUUAUCUGAGAACUUUGAAUCAUUGUUUGCAGAGAAGGUUAUCCCUCUUGUUCAUCAACUUGGAGAGUACACAAGUUUGGAAUCUUUGAGUGCUGAGAAGAAGAAGGAACUAAGUGAUCUUGUUUCUUCAAUAAGUGUGCUUCCUAAAGCCCCUUGGGAUGAAGGAGUUUGCAAAGUCUGUGGUGUGGAUAAGGAUGAUGACAGUGUUUUACUCUGUGAUACAUGUGAUGGUGAGUAUCACACCUAUUGUUUGAACCCUCCACUCUCGAGAAUUCCCGAAGGAAACUGGUAUUGUCCUUCUUGUGUUGCUGGAAGGCGUAUCACUAUGGAUGGGUCAGAGCAAAGUCUCUUGUCUCGUAGACGCCGGGGCAGAAGGUACCAGGGAGAAGUUACCCGUGAUUACUUGGAGGCCCUCUCACAUUUAGCAUCUGUGAUGGAAGAAAAAGAGUAUUGGGAAUAUAGCAUAGACGAGAGAAUCUUCCUACUUAAAUUCCUAUGUGAUGAGUUGCUUAACUCAGCUAUUAUCCGUCAGCACCUUGAGCAGUGUGCUGAAACGUCUUUGGAACUCCAACAGAAAUUGCGUUCUUUAUCUCUGGAGUAUAAGGCUCUAAAGUCAAGGGAGGAGUUCUUGGUUAGAGCGAUAAAGACUGAUGCGGCUAUCAUCGACAGAGUUGCAGAGUUUAUGAAGGAAGGAUUUGCUCCAGCACCGGCAAAUGAUGGCAGUUUAAUAUUAGAAAAGCGAGGUGAGAGAUCUAACCACUUAAAUAUUGCCUCUGAGCCACAAGCCCAAAAUGGGUUCCAGAAGGAGUUAUCUUAUACUAGAUCUAAGAAGAACCAUGUUUGUGAUGAUCAAAGUAGCCCUCCUAGUGAAACCAAUGGUGAAUUUGAAGAUGCUGAGAAUGCUCAGGGCAGUACUAAGCUACAAGAGAAUCUUUCAUCGAGUCCUACUGAUGUAAAUAAUUCUAAAUCCUCUGAAAUGAAUGAGCUGCCUGCAUCAGAUCCUAAGCUACAAGACAAGGACUUGCAAAGAGAAGCCUUGCCUGAGGAAAGAAAUAUUGCUUCUGCUCAGCAUCCAGAUAAUCUAGAUGAGCCAAAUAUUUGGCAGGUUGAAUUAAAUUCUGUGAAGAACGAGAUUUCACGUUUGCAGAGUUUGAUGAGCAGUUUACAAUUACAGUUUCUUAAGCAAUCAAUACGAAGGGAGUUUCUGGGUUCUGAUUCUUUGGGUCGGAUGUAUUGGGCAGCUGCAAUUCCUGGGAACCGGCUAAGGUUUGUAGUUGAUGGAAGUUUGGCAACAAAGAUAAUAGGGAAAGCACCUGAUAUCUCGAGCCUGUGCGAUGGUUCAGUUCUGGAGGGUUCAAAAGCCCGCUGCCCCUAUUGGUAUGACUCGAAUGAUGUGGUGACAUAUCCACCCUUGAUUUCUUAUCAAAGUGAGGCCGAGAUCGAGGAACUCAUUGGGUGGUUGACAGACGAUGACCCAAAAGAAAGGGCUUUGAAGGAUGCCAUUCUUUACUGGCGAAAAUUUCGAUCACAGGAUCUUCAGGAUUGUAGAGAGCAUGCUUUGGAUGAGUCCCUAGCAGCUCUUCCAUUAGAUUUUGCUGUUUCUGAUCACCCAGCUACAAAGGCUGCUCUGUUGUUGGAAAGCAAAUAUGGUCCUUUUUUGGACUCAUUGACUCAUGACAUGUUGAAUAAGCAUGAGGAGAAGGGAUAUCUCAGUGCCGAAGAGAAAAUCUACAGGUGCAUAUGCUUGGAACCAGUUUUGCCUGCUAGAGUGCAUUGUCUCUUUUGCCACAAGACCUUCCUAACCUUGGAAGAUCUAGAAGCACAUAAGGAAGGUAGAUGCAGUUCAGCCUCAUCAGACCAUGAGAAGGGCAAGGAAAUUCUGGACUCUUCAAGAGAAAAGGGCAAGGGGGCAAUGCUUGAGAGAAAGACGUUCCCAGGGCUGAGCUCAAAGUUGAUUAUGUAUAAGAAUGAAUGUUCCAUGUGCCCAUAUGACAUUGAGGAGAUAAGUUCCCAGUUCAUAACAAAAGACUCCAACAGAGAAUUGGUGACACAAAUAGGUCUUAUCGGAUCCAAUGGAGUUCCAUCAUUUGUGCCAUCAAGGUCUCCUUAUCUCGAUGACUCUACUGCCAUGCUUAUUCCAAAGAGUGGCGCUGGUAUUCUGCCUAAGGAUCUCAUGGAUGUUGAUGGAGCACUCGCUUCUCUAGAAAAGAGAUAUGCACCUAAUGCAAGAAUGGUUGAUAGUUUCAGUGCUAGAACAGUGAGUGAGAAGAGUGCAUCCAAAAAUAGUAUCCGAGCAACAUCUCGGUGUCAUAAGGAAAAGGAAGGUGCGCCUUCUCGAGAUAUUCCUACUUGUCGCUGUGUAGUGCCAUCGUCUUCAUUGAGACCAUUAGUCGGUGAAGCCUCCAAUGUUUUGAAAAGAUUGAAGUUAAACUUACUUGACAUGGAAGCUGCACUCUGUGAAGAAGCUUUUAGACCAUCUAGGGCACAUAUGGAAAGGAGAUGGGCCUGGCGUUCUUUCGUCAAAUCUGCACAGACAAUAUUUGAGAUUAUUCAAGCAACGAUCGUUUUUGAGGACAUGAUCAAGACCCAGUAUCUAAGGAAUGAAUGGUGGUACUGGUCCUCAUUAUCUGCUGCUGUCAAAACUUCCACCAUCUCUUCCCUAGCGCUGCGUGUAUAUGCGCUUGACUCCUCCAUUAUCUACGAGAAGAACAUGUGCAGCUCGGAUUCACCUGAACAAUGCAAGCCAGAUAGUAUGCCGGAGCGGAAGCCAGAAUCAGCUUCAGAUACUGUAGAAAAAGCGAAGGCUUCAAGAAAAUCUAGCAGGAAGAGAAAGGAACUCGAGGGUUGAUGUAGCAAGCAUUAACAUUGUUAAACUCAGUCCUAGACUAAUUCCAUAGGGCUUGACCAACGAGGACUGCCUGCUGCAGAUAAUUCAUAGGGAGAAGAGGUGACUGAAAGAAAUCAAAAGUGUCCAUUCGACGUACUUGAUUGCAGGAGCAUGAUGAUUUUCCAGAAUGAAGAAGGUUUCGUGCUUGCUUGCUUCUUACUGCUGCUGCAGCGAUAGAUUCUGAUCAAUGUAGGUGUAUAUAGAGAUAGAGGUGACAUCUAACUUUCCCGGUGGACUAUGGAAAGAAUUGCAUACCUAUUCGUUGGAGCAUUUGAUGGGGACAGAAUGCACCCAUUUUCUUGCUGGACAGUGGGAGAAAUUCAAGCAUUUUCGUGUAGAAUUUACCUUAGAAGUUGCUGUAAAGAGGUGUAACUUUUCUUUUGGGGAAAUAAAACUGGCAUCCUGACGAUAUGGAAAGCUCAACAAAGGAAGGACGUGGAUGGAAGGCAAGCACACCGUGUUUGUGAUUUUGGGGCAGUGGGUGUGACGGGAAGAGAAGAGGAGUUCUCCAGUGUAUACCAUCUCCGAUAUGCAGGUCUAACAUUUAUUUUGUAAAGAGAAGGAAAACCAAGCAUUUAGGACAAUCUUGAAUCGGUUGUACUCGGGUUUCAUGAUGCUUUGUAUGGAUUUGAAACUUAAGUGCCCCAUCUUAUGACUCUGGAUUCUCAGGUUGUAGUUUGACAUAACCUGGCGCUAGCUUUGUAGGUGCAUCAGGUUGGUCUUGUUUGUACAUAUAUAAGCCAACGGUUUCUUCUGUGAAGUAAUAAGACUCCCCUUUCAGUCGGCUCCUUCGUUAA
This is a messenger RNA of Punica granatum (pomegranate), 7921 nucleotides long. The record is from RefSeq and is a predicted model, not a curated record. NCBI's taxonomy places the organism in Eukaryota, Viridiplantae, Streptophyta, Magnoliopsida, Myrtales, Lythraceae.